Messenger RNA from Toxorhynchites rutilus septentrionalis, 1068 nucleotides. RefSeq lists its product as uncharacterized. The record is from RefSeq and is a predicted model, not a curated record. The coding region runs from base 1 to 1068 and encodes 355 amino acids. NCBI's taxonomy places the organism in Eukaryota, Metazoa, Arthropoda, Insecta, Diptera, Culicidae. The transcript has a single exon.
AUGGGUAGCAAGCUAUCGCCACUCUUAGCGGAGGUUUUCAUGAACGAUUUUGAAACAGAGUUGGCGAAAGAAAAAUUCUUCCCUCGAAUGUGGAGACGCUAUGUAGAUGACAUCUUCGCAGUUGUGAAAGAACGUUACUUGAAGCAGACGUUGGAGUUGUUGAAUUCCCGACAUAGGACGAUUAAGUUUACCGUCGAAAAAGAAAAAGACGGUACACUUCCUUUUCUGGACCUGUACAUUACCCGGAAGGAAGAUAAUCGGCUAAAGUUUGGGAUAUACCGUAAACCAACGUCUACGAAUAGAUAUAUAACUUCCGACUCUAAUCACUUCGGCGCACAAACACAAGCAGCCUUCCACUCCAUGGUGUAUCGUCUCCUCAACAUACCAAUGGAGAGAGAUGAUUACAUAGCGGAGAAAAAUAGAAUCUACCAUGCUGCAGAGCUGAAUGGGUACAAGAGAUGUUUUGUGGAGAAAAUCCUUCGGAAACACGAGAAGAAGAAAUGGAGAAAACACAACACCACAUUAGAGCCUGAGAAGGAACAACACAAAAGGAUCAGCCUUCCGUACUAUCCCAAAAUAACCAACACAGUCCAGUCUACACUCCGGAAACACGGAUUUCAUGUGGUGUACAAAAGUGAGAGCACCCUGAAAGACCUUUUGUGCAACCUGAAAGAUAGAAUUCCACCGGAUGAAAAAUCAGGGAUCUAUCAGAUUCCCUGCAAAGACUGUACUAGUGUAUACAUCGGUCAAACUCGUCGGAAAUUCAAAAUCCGCCUACGUGAACAUAAGAAUGCGGUGGAUAAUGAACGAGCCAGCGAAUCAAGUGUGGCAGCACAUGCUUUAACUCAAGCCCACUGCGUAGACUGGGAGAAGGCAAAAAUUAUUAGAAAUGUACGAAAAGCCUCACAGUUGAAUGCAUGGGAAUCAAUGUACAUCUCAACCAGCGAUUCCCCACUUAUGAAUGAAGAAGAUGCACCAAUAUCAUCUCAACUCUUCCAUCUGACGAAUCUGAUAACUCAGCAAACUAUAUCUUCGACAAGUACUGAUAACCGUAUGAAUAUGUGUUAG